CGCGGUCCGUCGCGUCCCGGGGCCCCCCGCGCGGCAGAGGCGGGCGGCGGGGCGGGGGUGGCGGCCCCGCUCUCCCCGAACCCCGCGGGUCCCGCCGGGCUCGGGGCCGGUUCCGGGGCCGGUUCCGGGAGCCCUGGGGGGCCCUGCACGAUCCCGGCCAUGCCGCCCGCCCGUGCCGGCGGUAAGGGGGCCGUGGUGCUGCAGUGCGAGUGGCAGCAGUGCUCGUUCGUGGCCUCGGACAUGGAGGAGUUCUGCGGGCACGUAGCGCAGCACCUGCAGCAGCACCUCCCUGGCGGGCACCGCCCUGGCGAGCACCGCGACGAGCUGGACCCUCUGGAGGAGUACACGUGCCUGUGGCAGGACUGUGGCUUCUGCUCCCUGGAGAGCUCGGCCGACCUGGUGCGCCACGUCUACUUCCACUGCUACCACACCAAGCUCAAGCAGUGGGGGCUGAGGGCCCUGCAGAGCCAGGCAGACGUCAGCCACUGCCAGCUGGACUUCCAGAGCAGGAAUAUCAUCCCUGAGAUCCAGGAGAACUUCCUGUGCCUCUGGGAGUACUGUGAGAGGUCGUUUGACAACCCCGAGUGGUUCUACCGGCACGUGGAGGAUCACAGCUUCUGCUCCGAGUACAAGGCGGCGGGCAAGGAGAACCAUGUGGUGCUGUGUGGCUGGAAAGACUGCAACUGCAGCUUCAAGGGCCGCUGCAAGCUGCGGGAGCACCUGCGCAGCCACACGCAGGAGAAGGUGGUGGCGUGCCCCACCUGCGGGGGGAUGUUUGCCAACAACACCAAGUUCUUCGACCACAUCCGCCGCCAGAGCGCCCUGGACCAGCAGAGGUUCCAGUGCUCCCACUGCUCCAAGAGGUUUGCCACGGAGAGGCUGCUCCGCGACCACAUGAGGAACCACGUGAACCACUACAAGUGCCCGCUGUGUGACAUGACGUGCCCGCUGCCCUCCUCGCUGCGCAACCACAUCCGCUUCCGCCACAGCGAGGAGCGCCCCUUCAAGUGUGACUACUGUGACUACAGCUGCAAGAACCUCAUUGACCUGCGGAAGCACCUGGACACGCACAGCAAGGAGCCGGCGUACCGCUGCGAGUUCGAGGCCUGCAGCUUCUCUGCACGCUCCCUCUGCUCCAUCAAACUGCACUACAGGAGGGUGCACGAGGGUGACUCAGAGCCCCGGUACAAGUGCCACGUGUGUGACAAGUGCUUCACGCGGGGGAACAACCUCACUGUGCACCUCAGGAAGAAGCACCAGUUCAAAUGGCCCUCGGGACAUCCUCGCUUCAGGUACAGGGAGCACGAGGACGGCUACAUGAGGCUGCAGCUGGUGCGCUACGAGAGCGUGGAGCUCACAGAGCAGCUGCUCAAGGACAAGGAGAAGCGUGGGGAGGCUCUGGAUGGCUCCAGCGAGUGCCUGGUGCUGCCUGAGGGCGAGGGCAACCUGCAGGGCAUCCUUCUGGAGCCGCCAGCAAGCCCUGCCCUGGCAGAGAACAGGGGGUCUGAGCUGCCUGUGCCCCCAGCCCUGUGCUCUGCUCCCAGCCCCGAGCCAGCACAGCCGAGCCCCUGCCCAGGAGCUGCCUCCUCUUCCUCCUCCUCCUCCUCCUCCUCCUCCUCAGAGCAAGGAGGCAGCAGCACGAGCAGUCCCAUCAUCCGUGUGGUGAGCAGGACCAACGAGCAGGGCCACAGUGAGACUGUGUAUUAUGUGAUGGCCAGCACGGCCCCGGGGGAGCAGGGCACAGCACCCCUGCCUGUGGAGCUGGAGGAGAACGUCAUGGACAGGCUGCAGAAAACAGCCGAGGAGCUGGGCAUCCAGAUCGUGUGAGGGGCUGGGCACCCAGAUCCUGUGAGGGGCUGGGCACCCAGAUCCUGUGAGGGGCUGGGCACCCAGAUCCUGUGAGGGGCUGGGCACCCAGAUCCCGUGAGGGGCUGGGCACCCAGAUCCUGUGAGGGGCUGGGCACC
Molecule: messenger RNA, 1965 nt
Organism: Prinia subflava (tawny-flanked prinia)
Lineage: Eukaryota; Metazoa; Chordata; Aves; Passeriformes; Cisticolidae
Gene: HINFP
Product: histone H4 transcription factor
Exons: 9
Coding region: 160-1827 (555 amino acids)
Source: RefSeq, a predicted model, not a curated record